Mercenaria mercenaria is the source of this 3792-nucleotide messenger RNA. RefSeq names its product plastin-2-like. The transcript is spliced from 12 exons. Gene Ontology annotation, molecular function: calcium ion binding; actin filament binding. Gene Ontology annotation, cellular component: cytoplasm; actin filament; actin filament bundle. Lineage: Eukaryota; Metazoa; Mollusca; Bivalvia; Venerida; Veneridae. Bases 89 to 1954 code for a protein of 621 amino acids. The record is from RefSeq and is a predicted model, not a curated record. Gene Ontology annotation, biological process: actin filament bundle assembly; actin filament network formation.
UAUCGACUUUGACAAUUUGGAGGAAAUUUACACAUAAGUCACGUGACAGUCCCACCCUUGAGCCUGUUACUUCAGUGUAGUUGCAAAAAUGGCUGGUAGGUCUUCUGUGUUCUUAGAGCAGGAUCAAAUUGAUGAUUUGAGGGAACUAUUUGAAAGUAUAGAUGUUGAUGGCAGCGGAUCAAUUGAAAUGGAUGAGCUUGGCCAGGCUCUGGAAGCAUGUGGCGUUAAACUUCCACAGUACAAAGUGCGGGUACUCCAGGAAGAAUGUGCAAAGAGUGAUAAAAAUAAAGAUGGGAAACUUGACAUGGCUGAAUUUAAAGCAUUAUACAUAAAGUUAAAAAAAGACCAAGAUUUCGGCCAUGUAUUUAAAAAGUCUAUUUCUGCAAGAACAGAUAUUCAGCAAACAACUGGUGGUUCAGAGGGCAGUUCACAUUCAGUCAGAGACUCGGAAAGAAUCGCUUUUGCCAGUUGGAUAAAUAGAAAUUUAGAAGAUGAUGAAGAUUGUAAGCCAUAUUUGCCAAUAGACCCAGACACGGGGGACUUGUUUCAGAAAGUUAAAGAUGGUAUACUUCUAUGCAAAUUAAUCAAUCAGUCAGUGCCUGACACUAUAGAUGAAAGAACAAUAAACAAGACUAACUUGAAAUUGGUUUAUUUGCGACUUGAGAAUCACAACCUUUGCCUUAAUUCUGCGCGGUCCAUUGGCUGUAAUGUUGUCAAUAUUGGUCAUGCUGACCUGGAUGCUGGUACGCCACAUUUGGUGCUAGGUCUCCUGUGGCAGAUCAUCAGGAUUGGAUUACUCAGUGAAAUAAACUUGCAAGCACAUCCAGGUCUAGUUCUGCUGCUAGAGGAGGGGGAGACGAUUGAUGAUCUUAUGAAACUGUCACCUGAAGAAAUCCUGAUCCGUUGGGUCAACUAUCAUCUGCGAAAUGCUCAGGCCAACAGACAGAUAUCCAAUUUCAGUGGCGAUAUUAAGGAUUCUGAGGCAUACACCUAUCUGUUGCACCAGAUUUCACCCAAAGAUGCAGGUGUCAACCUUGACCCACUUAUGGAGCAAGAUGGAGAAAUGAGAGCAGAAGCCAUGUUGAAGGAAGCUGACAAAAUCAAAUGUCGAGCCUUCGUCACAAGCAAAGAUGUCUGCAAAGGAAACGCCAAACUCAAUUUGGCCUUUGUAGCUAACCUUUUCAAUACAUACCCAGCCUUGGAAAAACCAGACGAUAUGGAUGUUGAGAUCAUUGAAGAAACUAGAGAAGAAAAAACAUAUCGCAACUGGAUGAACAGUAUGGGAGUGAAUCCACAUGUGAACAGAUUGUACAGUGACCUUCAGGAUGGCCUAAUUCUGUUCCAACUUUAUGACAUCAUUAAGAAAGGAUGCGUUAACUGGAACAAAGUUGUCAAAACAUUUAACAAAAUGAGGGCUACUUUUGAAAAAAUAGGGAACUGCACAUAUGCUGUUGAACUUGGCAAGGAGGUGAAGUUUUCAUUAGUUGGAGUGGGAGGGAAAGACAUCUAUGAUGGCAAUACCACACUUACCCUCGGCCUCAUAUGGCAGCUGAUGAGGGCUUAUACCCUGUCGGUGCUCAGAAACAUGUCUGAUGAUGAUAAACCAAUUGAAGAUAAAUUUAUUCUUCAAUGGGUUAACGACAAAUUGAAAGAGGGACAAAAGACUUGUGGAGUAUCAAGUUUCAAGGACCCAUCUUUGGCAACUGGACUCCCUAUUCUUCAUCUGAUAGACUGCAUUGCACCAAAGAAAAUCAACUGGGACAAUGUUAAGAAGGAGCCAGAAUCCGAUGAGGAUAACAUGUUAAAUGCAAAAUAUGCCAUCUCAAUGGGAAGAAAAGUUGGAGCAAGAAUCUACGCCUUGCCUGAGGAUAUCGUAGAAGUAAAAGCUAAAAUGAUAAUGACAAUAUUUGCCUGUCUUAUGACCGUGGGUUGGAAGAGAGACGAGAAUGAGUAACAGUAAUUCUAAUAGACAUUUUAUGGAAUCUUAAACAUCGGAGUAGGGACCAAUGGUUAUUAUUGUUGACGUUUUUUGUUACAAGAAUGUGUUAAGGAAAGCAAACAGUGUUUAUAAAGCACUCUUUAAAAGAGUAUGCCAUUCCAUUUCUUGAUGGACCAAUAUCAUGCAUACAGUUCAUAGUAUAUAUAUCUCACUAAUUUUUACUGUUAAAAAACGUAUGUCAAAUGGGGGUGGGGGAAGGGGGACAAUAAUUUUGAUAGUGAAAUAUGUUUUAUAUCAAUGGGGCUAAUGAAGUUUUCUUUGCUAUGGAAUUCUGAUUUAUUUCCUUAGUCCAUAGGAGUUAAAAUUGUAUAGAUGUAGUUACAUAAGAAAAUGGGAAAUUUCAUAGUCAUGUUGAGGUGAAACGGCAACCUUUUGUCUGCUGCUGAAAUAAAAAAAAAAGCCAAAAAUGUCUUGAUUUUGUGGCUUUACUUCUCUAUUUCAAACUAAAUUCUUUAAUUUUCUUUAGAUUUUGAGACAAUAAGUUAGGUCAAUGAGUUAAGAUCAGUAGUUCAUUUAUUUAAUCAUUCAUUAUGUUACAUAAUUAUUCCUUAGGCUGCCAAGAACAAAACAUGAUAUGUAUUAUCUACAAAAUAGUUGGCCUUUGUAACUUCGGUGCUAUAUGAAAACAUCUACUUAGAUGCUGUAUUUAGAAGACUUAAUUUCUAAUUUUAGAAAACGCAAUGUUGCAAUUUUGUGUGUGUGUUUUUUUUUUUAAAACAAAGAUAGCCCAGUUUUAUAGUGUAACCACAUUACAUUCUUUUUUUUUCUUUGAAACUCCAACAGGGAAAAUGUGUUCUUCCAUUCAUUUGAUAGAUAUAUGUUGUUUUUUGCGCAGUUUUCAUAGUGUUUCCUGUACAUCAGAAGCCAUGUCAAGGGUAAACAAAAAAUAGUGCUGGUACUCUUUCUUUUUGAAGGUAAUUUUCACCUAUAUUUUACAAGUGAAUCUAAUUUUUAAAAGAAAAAACAGAUGUACUAUUGGCCUAGCUAUAACAUUUUUUGUAAAUAUGAUUUUUGUACACAAGCUACUGUCUCUAUAUAUAACUGAACAAGAAAAGGGGCCAUAUAUAUUUUAUACAUUUUUAAAAAAAUUGUACAUGUAUUCAUUUUUGAUACAAGUGUAAAAACACACCAGCUUGAAAAGCCUCAUGUAUUAUAUUAAUCUGCUGUUUAAUUGGAAAGUGAUUUAUAAUCAUACUAACUGUAUAUCAAUUUUAGGGUCUGAGAAUAAAUAUGAAACGAAACAAUUUUCCUUUAUCAUUUCUGCAAACCUCAAGCAGCCUUUGCCAAAUUUUUCAUCUUGCUGUAUAAAUGAAUGAAUUAAUAUAUUAUGACAGACUUAAAUUUCUUUAAAAUGCAGGAUCAGCUAAAUAUUGUUACAACUUAAAUCCAGGCUUCAAAAGGGAUAAAUCUUUAAAAGAAUAUUCUUUUAAAUUUUUUUUUGAAGAAUGAAUAAUACACUUGAGGUGGAAUUGUUUUGUACUGGCCCGUAUAUACAUAGGUGUGUAAUCCAAUGAAUGGUAUACAGAAUCAGUUUUAAAGGAUCUGUGAUUGAUGUUAAAUAUGCAAUUAUCUCCCUUAGUAUAGUAUAUAUUAUUUUUCUAUUUUUAUUAGGGAUUUAUUCUAAGUAUUGUUUGUUUUUUUAUUACAAAUGUACCUCGACAAAGUUUAUGUAAAAUUAAGCAUAUACCAAGAAUUGCAUUUCUACAUGAAGUUAUAUUUUGAUUCUGCAAGGGACCAGAGCUGGAGAAGUAUAUGUAAAAAGGCACAGUUUAUAAUAAAUUUGUUAUAAUUUG